UUUCGGAGUGCGUGUUGCUGUUACUUUUCAGCUGUUAUAUCAUAAGCAGAAUGAAUGCCAUCUCAUUGCCACAGAGGGCUUCUGUUCGCCGUUUGGCUGACUGGUCAUAGUGGCCUCGUUAAACGAACAACUAAAUAAAUUCAUCUAUGGCCCUCGUCGUAGACAAAGUAAGUUGGUUACAAGUUACUACUUUUUAUGUUACUAGAUUCGACCAGGUCAAUCAACCUCAACUAGUUCAGACCAACAAAAGGUACAGAGAGUUGGUUCUCUUGUUGAGUUAUUUGACUUCUUUCUGCUAAAUGAUGGAAAAGACAUCGAUACUUUGACAGUUAACUCGUUUUUGUAUACCUACCGUUUGUUUUCUGAUGUAGAAGUGGUUUUGGAAGUUAUCGAUAAAAAGCAAGUAUGACUUUCCAUAACCUAUAUGAUAAUCUAUACAGAUUUUGGAAUAUAUGUCAUUCAAGUUGCUUAUCCACUUCUUACAGAGCUGGUGUUAUUUCUUCUUUUCAGUACAUGUUCCAUGCAUGGCUGCAACAACCUCAUUUAAAAGAUUUUGAUUCUCCACAAAAGGUCAUAUAUCUAAAGCGCCUUAUACGCAUUAUUGCUAACUGGUUCGACAUUUUUCAACCUUUUUAUCAAAAUAGUCAAGCCCAUAUGUUGAGAGAGUUUAUGAAAUGCUGUGGAGGUAAUUUACCGCCUUCUAAGAAUAAACGCGUGACACGGAUUAUGUUGUGUGAUAUCGAUUCAGAAAUUUGGGACCAACUUGCAACGGAUAUGGAGAUUUUGUGUAGACAAGCAGUAAACUGCUUAAAAAUUUUUGCGUGUAAAUAUAAUAUUGAUUUAAAUCCGGAAAGAGAAUUUUUACCACCGCAUACAAUCUCUGUAAACAAAGAUUAUCGUCAUUAUUCACCUCAUGACAAUUCGAAGUUAAAUUCAAAAACACAUUCAAAUCAGAGUGUAAUAAUACAACCACUUAUAAAUCCUUUAAUUAAUUUAUGGAAUUUAAAUGUGGAUACAGUAGCUGAACAACUAACUAUAGUUGAUCAGCGAUUAUUUCUAAGCAUUGAAUUAAAUGAUUGUUUAAUAUAUGCUAGAGGAAAACCUGCUUCUUCUGUACAAGCUACAAUUGAUCAGUAUAAUAAAUUAUAUCAGUUUGUUCAGAGUUCAGUUUUUAACUCAGAUCAAGAUUAUCCAAUAUUAGUUGAACCAACACCAAUAUAUUCAAAACGUUUUAAUCGACAAAGAAUUUGUGAUGCCCCUGUCACAAGAGCUAGUCCACAGGUUAUAACUAUAUGGUCUAAAGAUUCUGGUUAUUCACCUAAUUACCGUUCUUCAACAUCAGAUAUAGGAAAAUUAAAAACUGGAUGUAUUAUUACAUGGAUUAAUAUUGCUUAUCGAUUAGGACAAACCAGAAAUUAUUCAGCAUUGAAGGCUGUUAUUAUGGCGUUACAAUCUACUCCGAUACUUAGACUAUGGCAUAGUUGGAACGUUUUAGAAUAUCAUUAUCAUGAACACUUUUUGAAAUUUAAACACUUGGCUUCUAUAGUGAGUUUUGACAAUAAUCAAGAACAACUGCGAAAAAGAUUAAAUAAGUGUGCGAAAAAAAUGUACUGGUACUUGAAGCUGAAUAAUCCAAAUCCUAUAUGCGGGGGUGUAAACAAACCUGGUCAUAUUCCACAAUAUGAAAUAAUUUCAGAAGAAGGUGACAACAGAAAUACUGAAAAUUUAUCGAUAUUGAAUCAUUCCUCCUAUUUGAAGGGAGUAAUACCAUAUCUGGGUGUAUUUCUUAGUGACUUAACACUACUGCAUCAUUCAUCACCGGAUUAUGUGAGUCGAUCCAAAUACUUAUCAAAUAAAGGCAAAGCUGGGAACUAUAUCAAUAGUAAUAGUGAUAAUAUUUCGUCACUAGUCAGUUCACCAAACAAUGAUAUCUCUUCAAUUCAAACAGAGAGAAAUCAGGAUAAUCGACUAUUAAGUGUACCGCAGCAACUUUUUAAUUUCGCACAAAGUACACCUAAUCUAUUAUCACCUCAGCCAUACAAUAAUGUGAAUAAUAAUACCAAACAGUCGUUCAAUUUAUUGAAAAAUACAUCACCUAGUAUAAUUUUUUCUUCGCCUACAACAUCAGUCUCCAGUGAUCAUAACUGCAGUCUUCAGUCAAAUGUAAAUGUUAAGAAAGUAUUGCAUAAUCUGUCAAGACGUCAUUCUACUACUGAUAAUGGUGAUGACAAACUGAUCAACCUUGACAAACAUAGACGAGAAUUCAAGAUCUUGGCCAAUCUUUUCCUCCUACAACAGAAUGCUCAGUUAUAUGCACUUAAAUCUGAACCAGAUUUUGAUUUAUGGUUUCAGUCGUAUCCUUUGAUUACGGAAAGUGAAGCUCUUAAUCGUUCUUGUGAUAUGGAACCAGAUGAUGAAAAGCCACAACAACUUACCAGACCUUUUAGUGCAUCUCCAUAUUCAUUCGGUGUAAACAGUUCAACAAAUAUUGUGGAUAGUCGCAAACCACGUUACAUACUUAACAGUCGCGUAGAAAGAUCCAAGUAUGCAAUAACGCGACCGCCUAGUGCUGUAUCUACCACUAAUACUACUUCUCUAAUCAGUCCUAUGAUUGGUAUUGUGGGCAAUGCUAAUGGUGAUAAAACUAAUAAAUUACGAAACAGUAGUUCACAUUCGACAAGUGAUUUGCUCAAUAAAACUAAAGAUGACGAAGCGAUAUCUACUUCAGCAGAAUUUGCAAAGAUAUCAGACUAUAAAUGGACACCAAAUGAAAGUCCAUCGACCAAUAGGGAUUCUUUUAUUCAUUUACAUGGUAAUUCUAGUAAUAAUUUGGUUAUCACUGUUACUUUUCAUGAUUCGAAUACUCAACACGACGGUCGUGUAUCUCCGUUUCUGGUUAAAGUUGCCUAUUUAAGUGGUCGUUCCCAUAGUUCCAAUCACCUACAUUCAAAACAAGCAUUAUCUUCAGUAGAAUUGACUGUCUCUGCUACGGAUAGUGUUUCUGAUGUACUCUCCAGGGCUCUGAAGUUAUUUAGUCGUGCUGAUCAAAAUGUUGAUCAUUAUGAUUUAAUUCAAGUGCAGAGAGAUGGCCGAGAUAUAGCACUUCAAAAGAAUAUUAACUUCUAUCAGUCCAUACAUUAUUCUGCAUCACAUUCAUCAAAUAAUAAAUAUCAUAAUCCAUUUGAAUUUAUUUGUACACCAGUUAUUCAUAAUAUCAAUAGGCAUCUCGGUGGUAACAACAGCACACCUAAUUCACCAUCAAAUAUGAACAAUAACAAUGUCAAUAAAAAAGGUCAUAAUCUAAAUCGUCAUACAAAGAAACCGUCAAGUUCUUUAACAACACCUGAAUGCGCUACAAACUAUCAUUUGACUAAUAAAAGUUCAAAUAAAAGAUGUGUUGUUGAACUUUGGUCAUAAAGAUGUAAAGAAUUUUUCUAUUCAUGAAAACAGAAGAUUAAGCGCCUUAUGCUCUACAUUACACAAUCAGAAUAAUAAUGAUAAUUGUAAUAUAAGUUAGUCAUAAAUUGAUGAAUUAUUUUUGCCAAUAAACAGAACUAUGGGUAAAAACAGUGAAACUUUUUGAUUUCUUAUUUUCAUUUUUUCAAUAUUUUGUUUGCCAUUCGUCUUUCAAAACUGUGCAUUUCAGCUUUUAUUCUUUGAUCUUUUCUUUGCUCAUUAUUUAUUCUCUGGUCUUUCUAAUUGUAAUUUAUGGUGAUUAUCAUCUUAUAAACGUAUAUCUGAAUGACUCUAUAGUAUUAAUAUGUUACGAUACGACAGUUGUGAUUUUAUUUAUUUUCUGUUUCAUGAUUCAACCAAUAGUGUGAUAGCUGGGUUUUUAUUGGUCGUUUUUCUAUUGGCGCCUUUUUGUACGCUUUAUCGAUACGCAUUAUGUGUACAUACGACGGGAAAAAUUAUUAACGAAGCAAUAUUUAAUGCAGAUUUUUAAAAUUUCAUCAUUCUAUUUGAAAAAUAAUGUUUGUUAUGAUGAAAAUUAAUUGUAUUCUUGUACAAUGUUUUUAAAAAAUGGAUAAUUUCCUCCAAAAAAUUUCUUUCCCUUCAGUCU
Molecule: messenger RNA, 4063 nt
Organism: Heterobilharzia americana
Lineage: Eukaryota; Metazoa; Platyhelminthes; Trematoda; Strigeidida; Schistosomatidae
Source: the annotation of a GenBank genome assembly